Manis pentadactyla (Chinese pangolin) is the source of this 8953-nucleotide messenger RNA. It is a transcript of the gene AREL1, whose product is annotated as apoptosis resistant E3 ubiquitin protein ligase 1. The record is from RefSeq and is a predicted model, not a curated record. The transcript has 20 exons. Bases 495 to 2966 code for a protein of 823 amino acids. Gene Ontology annotation, biological process: protein polyubiquitination; positive regulation of protein catabolic process; proteasome-mediated ubiquitin-dependent protein catabolic process. NCBI's taxonomy places the organism in Eukaryota, Metazoa, Chordata, Mammalia, Pholidota, Manidae. Gene Ontology annotation, molecular function: ubiquitin-protein transferase activity.
CGGAGAGGCUCAGAGCCGUUUUCUAGUUUUAGACGGGUUCUGCCCCGGGGUCUCUUGCGAGGAAGAUCGAGGGCCGGUCUUCUGCCCGGUGGUGCCGCAGCCUUCCGGAACAACAGAGCUGUGACUUCGCCGCGCUGCACCCCCUCAGCUCAGGAUCCUGGGACAGCAAAACAGGUGCAUCCUUUGGCAGCUGAUUACGUCCUGCACUAGAGAGAAGUCCAGGGAUGAUACACAUUGGGGCUAUAUUUCUCCACCCUGUAAUUCAUCCAGUUCAUGCCUCUGCCUCUAUGAUACAUCUUCACUGAAGGUCUGAUGGAUAGACGCUUUCCAUCAACCUUGCAACUGUUCUCUUCCAUGUGGAAAUUGGAAGACAAGGUGAAAGGUGCCCCAGAGUACCUACUUUGUUGAAUAGGAGUGUUGCGCUUAGUUCUCAGAACAUGGGCCCUCGUUUAAAGCUGUGAUCCUCGGCUGUCUGUCGGCAUUGAAGGGACCUGAUGUUUUACGUUAUUGGUGGAAUCACAGUGUCUGUGGUUGCAUUCUUCUUCACAAUUAAGUUCCUCUUUGAGCUUGCCGCACGUGUAGUCAGCUUCCUCCAGAAUGAGGACCGUGAGCGCAGAGGGGACCGGACUAUUUAUGACUACGUGCGGGGAAAUUACCUGGAUCCCCGGUCUUGCAAAGUUUCCUGGGAUUGGAAGGACCCCUAUGAGGUGGGCCACAGCAUGGCCUUCCGAGUGCAUUUAUUCUACAAGAAUGGGCAGCCUUUCCCCGCAUAUCGGCUGGUGGGACUGAGAGUUCAUAUCUCUCACGUUGAACUAGCUGUGGAGAUUCCAGUGACCCAGGAAGUCCUCCAGGAGCUCAGCUCCAAUGUAGUCAAGGUGGCCUUCACUGUGCGCAGGGCUGGGCGUUAUGAAAUCUCAGUGAAGCUUGGUGGAUUAAACGUGGCCUAUAGUCCCUACUACAAGAUUUUUCAGCCUGGAAUGGUGGUUCCUUCCAAGACCAAAAUAGUGUGCCAUUUUUCUACUCUUGUGUUGACCUGUGGGCAGCCCCACACCCUUCAAAUAGUGCCCCGAGAUGAGUAUGACAACCCUACCAACAAUUCCACAUCCUUGAGAGACGAGCACAAUUACAGUUUGUCCAUUCAGGAGCUCGGUCCUCAGGAAGAAGAGACUACUGAUGUCACAUUUGAGAAGUCAGUGACGUCCAAUAGGCAGACCUGCCGGGUGUUCUUACGGCUCACCCUGCAUUCUCGUGGCUGCUUCCGGGCCUGCAUUUCAUACCAAAAUCAGCCAAUCAAUAACGGUGAAUUUGACAUUAUUGUCCUAAGUGAGAGCGAGAAGAAUACUGUCGAACGCAAUGUGUCCACCUCAGGAAUGAGCACUUACUUUGAGGCUUAUCUUUAUAAUGCCACCAACUGUGCCAGCACACCUUGGCAUCUUCCACCCAUGCACAUGAGUUCUUCCCAGCGCCGGCCUUCCAUGGCUGUGGAGGAGGAAGAUGAAGAUUCACCCUCUGAGUGUCAUACCCCUGAGAAGUUGAAGAAACCGAAGAAGGUGUACUGCUAUGUGUCACCAAAGCAAUUCUCAGUGAAGGAGUUCUACCUGAAAAUCAUUCCCUGGCGCCUUUACACCUUCCGAGUAUGCCCAGGAACAAAAUUUUCAUACCUUGGCCCUGACCCUGUCCAUAAGCUCCUCACACUUGUGGUGGAUGAUGGCAUUCAGCCUCCUGUGGAGCUCAGUUGUAAGGAGAGGAACAUUCUAGCAGCCACUUUCAUCCGCUCCCUCCAUAAGAAUAUAGGAGGCUCUGAGACCUUUCAGGACAAAGUCAACUUUUUCCAGCGAGAGCUUCGGCAGGUACAUAUCAAAAGACCACAUUCCAAAGUCAUCCUGAGGGUCAGCAGACAUGCCUUGUUGGAAUCGUCACUGAAAGCCACUAGGAAUUUCUCCAUCUCAGAUUGGAGCAAGAACUUUGAAGUGGUUUUCCAGGAUGAAGAAGCUCUAGACUGGGGAGGACCUCGCCGGGAAUGGUUUGAACUAAUCUGCAAAGCUCUAUUUGAUACCACCAGUCAGCUCUUCACCCGAUUCAGUGACAACAACCAAGCACUGGUGCAUCCCAACCCUAAUCGUCCUGCCCAUCUACGUUUGAAGAUGUAUGAGUUUGCAGGGCGGCUGGUGGGCAAGUGUCUCUAUGAGUCCUCUCUAGGAGGAGCUUACAAGCAGUUGGUCCAAGCUCGCUUCACCCGUUCUUUCUUGGCCCAAAUCAUAGGACUACGUAUGCACUACAAGUACUUUGAAACAGAUGACCCAGAAUUCUAUAAAUCUAAAGUUUGUUUCAUCCUCAACAAUGACAUGAGUGAGAUGGAGCUGGUUUUUGCAGAAGAGAAAUACAACAAAUCAGGUCAAUUGGAUAAGGUUGUAGAACUCAUGACAGGUGGAGCUCAAACCCCAGUAACCAAUAUGAAUAAAAUUUUCUAUUUGAAUUUGCUGGCCCAGUAUCGACUAGCCAGUCAAGUGAAAGAAGAGGUAGAACACUUCCUCAAAGGCCUGAAUGAGUUGGUUCCUGAGAACCUUUUGGCUAUUUUUGAUGAAAAUGAGCUUGAGCUGCUGAUGUGUGGGACGGGGAACAUCAGUGUGUCUGACUUCAAAGCCCAUGCAGUAGUCGUUGGUGGUUCAUGGCAUUUCAGGGAAAAGGUCAUGAGGUGGUUCUGGACUGUGGUUUCCAGUUUGACCCAGGAAGAGUUGGCUCGGCUGCUUCAGUUCACAACGGGCUCCUCUCAGCUGCCCCCCGGAGGUUUUGCCGCCCUCUGCCCCUCCUUCCAGAUAAUCGCCGCUCCGACCCAUAGCACACUACCAACCGCACACACGUGUUUUAACCAGCUGUGCCUCCCUACAUACGACUCAUAUGAAGAGGUGCACAGGGUGCUGCAGCUGGCCAUCAGCGAGGGCUGCGAGGGCUUUGGCAUGCUCUGACAAGUCUGAGCCACCCACUUGGCUCCCAUGCUUUCCCAAGCAUCUGGGUGCACGUAACAGACAUCACAGCCAUUGACCCUGACAUACACAAAACCAUCAGCCAGAAGCUGCUGCAUGCUCCCCAGUGUCUGGAGUAUUUGGUCACCUGUCAGCCUUGUCCUUCCUUCUCCCCUGCCCUGCCCACCCUUCCACAGGCCACUCUGGCAUAGUACAUAAUCUGAGCUACUCACUCAGGAAGAGGACCCUGCUGCUGUCAUUUCCCUUGGUUCUUAGAUCUCAGUAGUGGGAGCUGCUUCAGCAGCUGAGGGAAAUUACUCGAAGGACUCAGCUUUCUGGAAAGGCUGGUGUCCUCACCUUGCUCAGCCUCCUGUGCCGAUGCUCCUGAAGGCCCCUUCUGCGGCCCUCACUACUUGACCUGAAGUACUCAAGGCCUUUCUGUGGGCAGGGUGAUUGCCUCUUCUCGCCAGGAGCCAGGAGAAGCACAGGUAGAAAGGGGCUCACAUGCACAGUCUUUGGUUUUGUGCCUUUGCACAAUGGCAGACACAGGCCUUAGCACUGGACUACCUCUCACAGGGACUGAUAGCACAAGAGAAUCUUUUUUUGUGGUGUCAGAACUGGAAAAGAGCUUUCCCUGAAGGUAUUUCUAGAAAUGAUCAUUAAUCCAUAAAGAACUAUCUGGCUGUUUCUUGAGUUUGAGCAGGUGACAAAAUCGAACAGACUAAGAAUAUAAAAGAUAGCUGGGCAGUAGCUUCCAGUGCUGAGUAUGGUUUUCCUUUAGGGUUAUGAGCAUGCCUAGGCACACGCUGGCCCGAAGACUACUGAUACUUGCUUCUGAGUUUGUUCUUUAUACUGAGAUGUGGCUGGGCCUGGCCAAUUACCUCCAAGUUAGGCAGUCUGCCAAGAGCUGGAGAUGUUUUAGCUAUUAACUGAAGAAGUUUUCCCAGCAGGGGAUUGGGACAGUAACUAUAGUAUCCCAGCGGGCCCCAAUUCUGUCUUUCCUUGGUAUUCCCUGGUAGCACUGAGGGAAGGGAAGGGGGCUCAGUAGUCCAAGAGCUUAUUACAGGUCCGUGGGGCCAGGACACUGGGAGCAUCUAUAGAGGAGGUAGGCCAGGCAGUAAACAUCUAGCCUCCCUGGUUCACUCCCUCACUCAUCAGUCUCCAGCAAGGGGAACUAAGGAGGGAAGAAGAUAAGUUAGGUCCACUGUUACAUGAUGAUUGAAGAGAACCAGCAGCUCUUUCUUGGAAGAAAACAAUAUCCUUUUUCAUUAUGAUUUGAAUGAAAACAUUUUCAAGACUCAAUCUCAUCAACUCCCCAAAUUUAUGUUUUUAAGAAGGCUUUGCUGCAAGCUACCAUUCCCAAUGGGGCAUUCAACUCUGAGACUAUUACAAGCCAUCUAUUGCCAAAACCAGCAAGUACACAGAGUCCAGAGUUGCAGCAGGACUGUGGCAACACCUUGGCCUCCUGGAAGCAUGUCUGAGCCCUCUCGUUCCCAGGGAUCAUGAGGAGCAAGACCUCCUGAGUGACUAGAGUUCACUCGCCAACUUCACUCCUUUGCAGUUGUCAUUUGUCCUUCUUGGUGUGGGUGCUGACCUCACUCAUUCUUGGGGUCCAGGAUCCAGCAUCAGGCCUCCAUGCCACACGGUCACUGCUCUCCUCAGGGACCAGGACAAGGUGCUGCUGCUUGCUCCAGUGUUUUCCCGUGGGAUAUGUACAGGCAGGUUUCAUCAUCACACUGGGAAGCACGAUGCUGCCCCUCAGGCCAAGGGAGGGCUUUCCAGCUGGGGGCACGUGGACUGGUUCUGCUGUCUUUGGCAGUUGUUCCACUUCUGGAUUCUGCAUUCUCUUCUCCAACAGCCCUCCAGAGACUGAGGCUGGAGCACAACUUAAUUUUCUUGGCUCGACCUGUCAUUUUAAACUCCAGUCACAGCGCUUUGCAGAGCAUCUUGGGCACCAGUGCAGCCCCUGCUGGGGCAGCUUGUGUCCUUGUGACGGUCCGUAGCCCCAGGGUCUCUGUGUGACAGAACCCUUUGGCACUGCUGUGGUUUCCUAUUCUAGUUUACUUUCUCUCUCCUAACUCUAUUCAAAAGUGUCUGUGCUCUUUUGGGCCUUUCCUUUACCUUUGUUUUCUAAUCCUGCUUUGGUACCAGCAGUGUGGGGAAAGGUACAGUAUGUCAGAGAGGAGGAGGAGUUUCUGUUACUUCUUGGACAGCUUCCUAUCCACGUUUCUUAUUUUGGCCAGUUCUUUUAUUUAUGCCUUUGUGGCCCAGGUACUUGGGGGGCCAGCAAAUUUCCUGGCCUCUUAGUGUCUUUGGCAGAAGCCAGGCACCAAGUGAACACCAAGGAGAGCAUCAGUGUGUUACUAGAACUUCAGCAGAGACCACACGCUGCUGCAAAUUCAUCAGGCCAGGCAAAAGGGCCAGACAGUUGCAGUGAUAGUGUAAAUAUUUCAGUAAAUAAACAAAAUGUUUAAAAGGACUAAGGAGCAAGUAACUGCUUUAAGUAGCAAUUCAGGACUUAAAUUGGUGGUGGGAAAGGAAAAUAAAAAUUUAGAAAUUUGUAUUUCUCCAGUAAUUCCUUAAGAAGCAGUCAGCUUGGGCUAGAAUGUACACCUGGAGCCCUGGACUGUCGCAGGACUUCAUGCCCUUCACCCUUCUCUCAGAUCACUGUCCACACUGCCUUGUAGGACCACAGUGCUCAUUCACACAGCCAAGAGACAAGACAAGUCCUUGUGGUCAGCUCAAUGCAGAGGUGACCCUGUUAAUACUUUGUUGUUUACAGCCUUCUGAUUUAUGUACAAUCACACAUUUGUUUUCCAAUGCCUAACCCCUGCCCCACCAGACGUACGCAGGUUAUUUGGGCAUAGCACAUGAAAACGCUGCCCCUCAAAAUUUGCUGCUGGCAGGUGGCACCAAUUCUUUUCCAACCAAAGAUGAGCUUGGCAGGGAGAAAACCAGAUCUGAUUUUGGUCUAGAAGGAAAAGUGUUGGGGACCCUGCUUUAUUGGGGAAAUAAUCAUGGUGUCUUAUACAUUGGUUCCCAAUCUGGAAAAUCAAAACAAAAAUCUCCUUUGAAAUUGCUUUUAAAAUACAGAUUUCCCCCAUCCCCCAGAGCUAGUAAAUUGGAAUCUUAGCUUGAAAACUACUCUUCGAGAGCACAUUCUACUCCCAGCUCAUCAAGCUUCUGAGUGGUAUGAGAUGUCUUAAAGAAAACAAAAUUCUAUCCCUUUAACUUUACAUCUUUGGGUGAACGGUCCUGCAUUUUUUAAACUUGCUGCUCUUGUGGCUUUGAAUGGGUCAUUAUGAACAUUCAUCAUUGAAUGAUUUCAGGCCAUCAUGAGGUUAUUCUUAAGACUCAAGAGGGUGUCGGAUUGUUCACGAUAAAUACCAGCUUCUGCCUCUUGUGCGCUGUUCCCUCUGAGCCACUGCAGAUAGAGCUCUCAGACCUCUGCCCAGCCACACUUAGGACCACUGCAGUUUCUCCAGCAGGUGGCUUGAACCAGAGGGCUCCUUACCUCAACAUGGGCUUCACGAAGACCCUUAAGUAUACUAGACCAGAUCCAGGUUUCCUGUAGUACUUUAAAAAGGAAUAAUUCCCUUUCUUAUUUUGAGGUGCAUGUACAAAAAGUAAGCAAGCAUGUGCAAUUUAAUAACUACUAAGGCAGCACAUGGGUAACCACCAUCCAGGUCAAGAAAUAAAACAUGGCUGCACUGCAGUCUCACCCCUCUAGAGGUGACUCUUACCCAGCUUUUAAGACAGUUGUCACUAAUUCUCUUUGCAAACUGACCUAAACGUAACAGUGGAGACGAGAAAAAAGAGCCCAUGUGGUCUCCUGACAAGACACUAGCCAAGGUCAGUUUCUCCAUAAUAAUGAUAAUCACUACAGCUCACAACUUGUUUAAAAAGUCUCAUGAGAUCUUUGUUGCCCCAUGAGAGUCUCAGAUUCCUGACGCUGAGUCUGAUAAAUCAUACUCAAAGACUACAAGAUCUCUGCAAAGACGUCCCCAGAUGUUCUACAUUGGAAACUCCAUUGCUUUUAUACCCUGAACAGGUUUUGUGGGCUGAUCUAACAUGAUCGUGAUUCUCUUUGCUGAUCAGUGGCAGGUUCUUGAAUAUCUUAGAAGUGUAGUGGUAAUACUGAAAAUGACAGCACUAAAUUGUCUCAAAAACUGGAAUAGGCUAAUAUUUCUGACUCAGUACUGAAUCUCUGCUCCAUCUUACAGAAAGCCAUCCCAAAGUUACUAGAACUUCGGUUUUUUGUUUGGGAUGUAAAGGGGGUGGAUUUAGAAAUCAGUAAGGGGUAUUGGGAAGGUUUUGGUUUGUAUGUGAUAGGUGGGUCUACCUAGAGUUGGUAUAGCCUUGCUGUGAAUUACUUCUCCCCACCCUGCCCCAGGUUCAGUUCACUUUAAUUUUGCUUAUAUAAGAACACUUUGUGGUAGUAGCCACAGAAGGGACUUGGUUCUGUGCAGUGGAAUCAGGUGUAGCGUCUACAAAAUGGUCAGUGAAUUCCUGGUAAGGAGAUGUGGGAGUCUCUUUCCAGAAGUCAGAGGACUGAUAGCGGUAGGUUUUGAUGUGGCAUCAGAGGUAGGAUUAGCAAAGUUGUCCAGGUUGUCAGUGGAGCCCUAGCUUGUUAAUACCAGCCUGCUGCAGCAGCUUCUUAAAACAGAAGGUGGUAGCAGUGUUGGUACCUCUAGGAGCAGGGAUCAAACACAUCAGCACGUAACCAUAGUAACAAAUCACCUUACAAGAACUGGGAUUUCCCAUCAAGUUCCCCUUGUAGCCUUCCUUCAAGGAGACAAAGGAUGGUUUAUCUCAAAUGAAGCCUGGGGGUAUUGUUGCUACGUCUUCAGAGUACCCAGUGAGCAGGCCAACAUGGCCUUGGCAGUCCUCGAUGUCAUGAAUGCCUUAGAGCAGGUUUAGCUGCAAACCAGGCAACUUGCUGAGUUAGAAAAGUUGUAGGACUUUAUCUCUUAGGGAUGACUCUAGGAAGAAUGUGAUCUUGGGCUACUCAAGCAGUUAGAUGAGGGAAUGAAUUUCAUUUAUGCACCUCAUUGUGUCCUUGACCAAGUGGCCGACCCUGGUGACAGGAACCUACUUCUAGCCUAUGUUUCUGACUCGAGGAGCUCUGGGCCUGUAGCUUCCUCUGCAGCACAGGCAUCUCCUGUCAUUUGGCCUUUUCUCAAAGAAGAUCUCUUGGACAUGUUCAUAACAGUUGGGCAGAAUGAUAGAUAGCCAUGAACUAAUGAACAAACAUUCAUAUUUUGUUUUUAAUUCUCAUGGUUCAACCUUGGGCAGGACAAUCUUUUCUUUCUUUUUUUUUUAUUAAGGUAUUAUUGAUACACACUCUUACGAAGGUUUCACAUGGAAAACAAUGUGGUUACUACAUUCACCCAUAUUAUCAAGUCCCCCCAAAACCCCAUUGCAGUCACUGCCCAUCAGUGUAGUAAGAUGCCACAGAGUCACUAUUUGCCUUCUCUGUGCUACACUGUUGAGCAGGACAAUCUUGUAUCGGUUUCCUGAUCUGUGAAGUGAUGCUUUUAACUAAGAAAAAUAAUGACUUGGAGGUCUUGGAAAAAGCUUUUCCUACAGGGUAUGUGCGAUGCCAUAUUGACUAUGGCUUACCACCCAGUAAUUACCAUGCAGAAGGUGAUUUGGAUAUGGGGGCUUAAUUAUCAUAGCAGGAGGUGAUAUGGAUCUGGGGGCAGUAGAGGAUGCUAGAGUGGGUGACUGGUAUAGGACAGUGGCUCUUUUCUUACCUUAUCAUGUCCAGGAAGGCUAGAGAGAGUGGGUAUUCAAGACACCCAGUCCAAACACCUGUGAAGAGACCUCCUCUCCCUCCUUCAUGACCCCCUAAAGGCCAGAGGAAUUAUUUGAGGGGACUGCAUCUCAAACCUGCCAUGUGGUAGACAACCCAGAGAAAGGCAGCCUAAUACCCUUGGUGUAACUCAUCUGAUUAUUGAAUCAUAAUAAAUGCCAUUUUUUGAGCUCUU